AUGUGCCACAUCCCAGUGUUCUGCUGGAUCUCAGCCACUGUCCUAGAGAAGAUGUUGUGUGGAGCAGAGAGUGGAGAGAUUCCCAAGACUCUCACUCAAAUGUACACACACUUCCUGAUCCUUCAGAUUAACUUUAUACGUGAGAAGGUCUAUGAGAAGAAAGUAAAAGAUAAAGACAUGGUACUCAGACUUGGGAAAUUGGCUUUUCAGCAGCUUGUGAAAGGCAAUCUGAUCUUCUACCAGGAAGAUCUGUGGAAAUGUGGAAUAAUUGAGAGAGAAGCAUCAGUGUACUCAGGAUUGUGCAAUCAGAUCUUCAAAGAGGAGUUUGGGAUGCAGGGGAAAAUCUACUGCUUUAUCCAUCUGAGCGUUCAAGAACAUCUUGCAGCUCUAUAUGUGCACAUAACCUUUAUGAGCUCAAAAGAAAAUGCAUUUGACUUCAUUAAUUCUGAUCUGUUUCUGAUCUCUAAAUUUCUGACCACGUUUAAAGUUUUGGUACUAGGUCAAACUUUACCCAGGGUCGAAUUCUUACACGAAGUGCAUCAGAGAGCUGUGAAUGAAGCCCUGAAGAGCAAAUCUGGACAUUUGGAUCUUUUUCUUCGCUUUCUUCUGGGUCUCUCAUUGGAAUCCAAUCAGACUCUCUUGCAAAGCAUACUGACAAAGACAAAAUGUCACUCUCAUUGCACAGAGGAAACAAUUAAGUACAUCAAGAAGAAAAUCCAGGAGUGUCCUUCUUCAGAAAAAUCAUUCAAUCUGUUCCACUGUCUGAACGAGUUAGGUGAUCGAUCACUAGAAGAGGAAAUCCAACACUACAUGAGCUCUGGAAGUCAAAGGGGCACCAAACUCUCACCUUCACAAUGGUCAGCUUUAGCAUUUGUAUUGCUUUCUUCAGGGCAGGGUUGGUUGGAUGAGUUUGGGUUGAAAAAGUACACUGGUCCACAAAAUACAGCAAAUUAA
Messenger RNA from Ctenopharyngodon idella (grass carp), 954 nucleotides. RefSeq names its product protein NLRC3-like. Lineage: Eukaryota; Metazoa; Chordata; Actinopteri; Cypriniformes; Xenocyprididae. The coding region runs from base 1 to 954 and encodes 317 amino acids. The transcript has a single exon. The record is from RefSeq and is a predicted model, not a curated record.